Messenger RNA from Puccinia triticina, 1695 nucleotides. RefSeq lists its product as uncharacterized. The coding region runs from base 1 to 1695 and encodes 564 amino acids. Gene Ontology annotation, molecular function: hydrolase activity, hydrolyzing O-glycosyl compounds. Gene Ontology annotation, biological process: carbohydrate metabolic process. The transcript has 14 exons. The record is from RefSeq and is a predicted model, not a curated record. NCBI's taxonomy places the organism in Eukaryota, Fungi, Basidiomycota, Pucciniomycetes, Pucciniales, Pucciniaceae.
AUGGAUAAAUUUUCAUUCUACAAAAUCAAAUGGCUCAGUGUUGCAAUUUUCAUGUUCUCGACUAUUGGAUUAACGACUCAAACCCCAGUUGAAAUAGUGCUACAUAAUGCUGCUCAAGGCCCUAGAGUUAAGCCUGUAAUGGGAUGGAACUCUUUCUAUCCUUUUGGCUGUGGGAAACAUGUAAAAAUUAAAGGUCUAAAAUGGCAAGCGGACUUGAUGGCUCAGAAGGGUUUCAUAAAAGCUGGAUAUACAACUUUUAUCAUUGAAUGCGGAUGGGAGGCUGGGUCCACACAUAUUCCUUUUGCACCACAUUAUGAUCUAAUAUACAAACACAGAGUUUUGGGAAAUUAUGCUCAUUUUCGAGAAGACUUCAGAGGUAGGCAACUUCGUCUUGGUUUUGGUACUUGGGCAGGACCACAAAUAUGCCCAAGAUAUGAGGGUGAAAAUUCACAUGCAAAAUCCAAAAAGAACCUUCAGGCAUACAUGCAUGUUUUAUUUAAAGCCCUUGGUGCAACCUAUAUAUCUCACAGGCCUUGUGACUGGGCAAAACCUGAAAUAUUGCAAAAUCCUGAUUCAGCCAAUCAAGUGAAUUCACGCUACAUUGAAAUGGAAAGUGAACUAGCAAAGACUGGUUCCCGGAAUGAAAUAUUUUAUGCCACUGGACAGUGGGGGGCUUCCCCAUCAGCUAAAGAUACCAAAGCCAAUAGCUGGCGAAUAGCUGAUGACACCCUAGAUAACUGGAACUCUUUUAUCAGGACAUUAAAUGCACUUUACCCAUAUUCCCUCUCAAACAAAGGCCCAUAUAAUGACCUAGGAUUUCUCCAAUUUGGUGAAAAUAAACUAACAAUGGCAGAGAAGAGAACACAAUUUUGCUUUUGGGCUGCAGCAAAAUCUCCCCUAAUCAUUUCAACUGAUAUAUCCCGCCUCAGUCAGGAGGAAAUAGAACUACUGACAAACCCCAGGGCAAUUGCCAUCAAUCAAGACAACCUGGGGAAAAGUAUCACCCUAAAUCGCCGAUACCCUGCUGACAUGGAUAUAUGGAGUGGGCCUCUCAGUGAUGGUAGUACAGUUGCAAUCAUAAUAAAUUGGUCUGAUGAUAGCUCACAAAAAACCAUUCAGCUUGAAGAUUUGGGUUUUUCAUCUGCACAUGUGGUUGAUGUACUGACUCAAAAAGAUCGGGGAAUUAUCAACAAAACUCUAAUCACCACAAUUGACAAGCACGGAUGUUUGUUAAUCAAGUUAACUGAAACCAGGCCGGCUCUCAAGAGAAAUUUCCAAGAUUUCCCGGUUGAAGUAGCUGAAAUAAAGGGUUCUGCCACAAUAAAACUGACUUCUCAAGGUGUUAAAGUAGCAGGUAACCUCAUGCCUGAUGGUAAAAGUGGAGUGCGCUGGAGCAAAAUUCCUGGUUCAAAGAAUGGACCCACUUUGGUCCGCUUGAGUUACAUCAAUGCAGAUCUGUCUCCGGGGAACAUGGAUGAUUCAAAAUUAAACUUCAAGCACACAGCUUUUAUCAUAAAUAACAGUGCCCCCUAUUAUGCAGAUUUACCUAUAACUGGACUUACAUGGGAUGAUAUGGCUGAAGGAUUUCUUGUAGCACUUCCCCUUAAACCUGGAGAAAAUACAAUCUUUAUUCAAGGAGAAGCUGGUCAGUAUGCCCCAGACUUUCAUAAAUUGUCAGUUGAGAAAACAGAGUAG